Molecule: messenger RNA, 216 nt
Organism: Peronospora matthiolae
Lineage: Eukaryota; Oomycota; Peronosporomycetes; Peronosporales; Peronosporaceae
Source: the annotation of a GenBank genome assembly
AUGUUCUUUGACUACGUCCUCAACGCACUGUACGGGUCGUGCGGUAUCGACAUGUGUUUCUCGCUCUUGCGUGAGCUGAGUGCAAACGAGCUGGCGAUUCCAGACGGGCUGUACAUCUCGCUAAUUGAUCCCGGGACCACGCUUGGUUUUCUUUGUAGUGGUACGCGUGACAUGUGGAUUCACUUGUGUUCAAUCGGCGUUGGAAACUACGGGUAA